Molecule: messenger RNA, 3777 nt
Organism: Bufo bufo (common toad)
Lineage: Eukaryota; Metazoa; Chordata; Amphibia; Anura; Bufonidae
Gene: E2F8
Product: E2F transcription factor 8
Exons: 13
Coding region: 137-2530 (797 amino acids)
Biological process (GO): regulation of transcription by RNA polymerase II
Cellular component (GO): RNA polymerase II transcription regulator complex
Molecular function (GO): DNA-binding transcription factor activity, RNA polymerase II-specific; RNA polymerase II cis-regulatory region sequence-specific DNA binding
Source: RefSeq, a predicted model, not a curated record
GGUUUUCUGAGAUUUUAAUACUGAUGAUGCGGACUGGUUAACUUCGCACGUCUGUUCCGUGGCCCGGACGAGGAUAGGACCGCUGUAUUGAGGGCCAGAUGUUCUGUAAGAUGAGGAACACACAUGGCCUCCAUCCAUGUUUUGCGGAUCCGCACUUUGCAGUCCGCAAAACGCACCCAGUCAUGUGCAUGAGACAUUAGGCUGUGGUUUAUGCAAGUGUAGAACCUCAAAUCCGUGGGCAGGCGCACUAAGGGACUUGUGUGAACAUCGGCCACGUGUGAGAAUUCCCCCCCCCAGUAUGGAGGACGACCAGAAGGAGAACGCCAUUUGUCCGGUGACUAUACGGAUCCCCCGGUCGCCAUCAAAGCACCCGUCCUCUAUGGUAUUGACGGAGCUACAAUGUGCAGCAGAUAACUUACAAACCCCGACCAAACCAUGUGACAACAGCGACCCCUGGACGCCAACCGCGAACCUUAAAAUGCUGAUCAGCGCAGCGAGCCCGGAGAUCAGAAACAGGGAGCGUGAAAUUCUGGAGGAACAGUUUUCAGGUGACGAGCUUGAAAAAACGAUGCCAAGCCGCAAAGAGAAGAGUCUGGGACUGCUGUGCCAUAAGUUUCUCGCCCGGUACCCAGAUUACCCGAAUCCGGCUGUGAACAACAGCAUCUGCUUAGAUGAGGUGGCAGGGGAGCUACGCGUGGAGCGUAGACGGAUAUACGACAUUGUCAAUGUCCUGGAGAGCUUGCAUAUGGUCAGCCGCCUCGCCAAGAACAAGUACGUCUGGCACGGCCGCAGAAACCUCCACCAGACCUUUGAGUUGUUGAGACGAGUCGGCGAGGAGAACAAAUACGCCGAGCAGAUCCAGCAGCUGAAAAAACGAGAGCAGGAGGAGCUGGAUUUACAGGACGAUGCGUUGAUCCCCAAGUCACUGGUGAAAUCGGCAGAGAUCAGCUUCGUGGAGCUGCCCGGACUGGAGUUCAGAGCAGCUUCUGUGAACAGCAGGAAAGAGAAGUCGCUGCGAGUGAUGAGUCAGAGGUUCGUCAUGCUGUUCCUCGUGUCCACCCCGCAGAUCGUGAGCCUGGACAUCGCUGCAAAAAUCUUAAUUGGAGAAGAUCAACUGGAAGAUUUAGAUAAAAACAAGUUCAAAACCAAAAUAAGACGUUUAUAUGACAUAGCGAAUGUGCUGAGCAGCCUGAACCUCAUAAAGAAGGUGCACGUGACCGAAGAGAAGGGCCGAAAACCAGCGUUCCAAUGGACCGGUCCCGAAACAUCACCAGAUCAGCAAGCAGAAUCCACCCCCACCUCCACGUUACCCACCUCCACGUUACACACCUCCAUAGCUUUGGACCUUCGGUCUCCCAAAGAAAAUUGCGCCAAGAAUCUGUUCGCCAGUCGCGGCAAGCAAAGCUUCACUCGCCACCAGUCCCUUAUAAAACUGGCAAAAAGUAUUGAAAACGACAGGCGGAAGAUCAACUCUGCCCCCAGCAGUCCAGUAAAGAGCGCGGAUUCCUGCGAUGUCCCCAGUAAGAUGGCUCAGCUGGCAGCGAUCUGCAAAGAACAACUCGACCAGACUAAGGACAUGAAGAUGAAGCUCGGCGUGCCUAGAGGUGUCCUGAACGGGAACGCCAAGGUCGUCAUCAAGCCCCAGGGCCAGCAGUCCCAGUCUUUCAGCCCAGUUCUGCUCCAGGCCUUGCCAUUUGUCCAGCCUCACCCCAGUUCCCCCUCCCCGUACGCCGUCUAUAUGCAGCCUCCACAUGCCAGCGUCCUGUGUUCUAGUAAGACUGUGCUGGAAGCCCCUCAAGGAGAUAAGAAAGGUCUACAGGGGGAUGGGAAGAUCUCGCCCCCAGCAGAUCAACCUGCCGAGAGCGAGACCGUGCCAGAGAAAUGUUCCAGGAAAUUCCCAGAACAUGAGAUCUGCAGCAAGAGGCUGAAAAGUUCUCCGCGAGACGAUCUGUCCGAGAGACUGGUGCAUUCUGGGUACCUAAUCCCCGUACAGCUGGCGCCUUUGAGCGGUGAACCCGGAAAAGAUCAAGCAGUUUCCACCCCCGAUCCUAAAAUCCUCACGUCUCCUAUUACAGGCGUCUUUCCAUUGAAAGUGAUGUUCUCUCAAUGUGUGAGUCAGACGGCUCAGCCUGCUGGUUCUACCCCCGGCACAACCUGCCCCAGUCCUGGAAUAUUCAACUUCACCCUGCAGAACAAGGACCUGAUAUCGCCCCCUUGUGGCAGCGCGCACUCUGUUACGAUAUCUCCUAGAAAUGGGAAACCUUUAGAUGAUCCUCAGGCAGCUAAAAUGUUAAGUUUUAAGCACCUGUCACCCAUCCCAUAUCACGGGCAGCCCUUCACGUUGUAUGCCCUGCAGCAGCAGCCUGGUGUUCCACUAACACCAAAAGGAUCCCAACCCCAGAAGGACAGCUUCUUCCGCACCCCCGGGGGGCUGACCUCUUCCCCUGUGGAUUCUACCACUUGUACCGCAGCUUCUCAGGGGACAGUCCUUAUAUCGCAGCGGAAGCUUGACGUGGGUGGAGAGGAAUAACUGGCAUUUGCUCCGCUGUGCUCUUCUUGCAGGAGGGUUGUUGGCAGAUUGGCCGCAGGUUCCAACUAAAGAGUCCCUCAGGAGUCCUAUAUGGGCAGUGCAUCAUGUCCUUAUAACCCUAGAGGUGUCCUGCCUCAGCCACCCAGGGCCACGUGGGUUAUCUCCAUACAUUAAACCUGAAUGUUCUGUAACUCGUGAUGAGGUCUCCCCACAACAAAGCCAAGCAAUGUGAUAAUUAUCACGUGCCCGGCUCCAAGGCCUCCGAUCCAUGCCCGUCACAUUGGCAUUCAUGCUCUCCUCGCACAGAGUUGGGAUUGUUCUAGAAGGGGGCUCCAGAAUCUUUUCAAUGUCUCUGGGGUUCAGAGGUCAAUUAGCAGUGUUCAAUAAUGGCCGGGUAGACACUAGGCACGGCCUACGGUUUCCUUUUCAUUGCUCCACUUUUGCUGAGGUUUCUUCUAUUCCCAUUGUAAGUUCUGUCAGUUGCUCCUCGGCACUGGACAAAAUAUCAGUUUCUCUAUGUGUGACAUAAAGUUUAUUGUAAGUUCGGGAAACUUCUAAUAUACUGUCUUUGUUACAGUUCUGGUCAGAUCUCUGCUUGUUGCCAUUGAGUAGAUACAUCCUCCUCUUUCACAUCCUGAGGCUGAAAAUCCGUCCUGAUCACCCCAGCUGAUAGACAUGGACAGUGGAUGGUUUGUUACAGUGUAUUAGUGCUCUGUCUUGCACCAGAGUCAUUUGCACAUGAUCCGAUCUGGUUUUCAGCCUCUAGACUUCGGAUGGGCGCCAAUGUAUAUAGCUCACAAUGAUAUAUCUAGAAUGGGUACCAUGGUAGCAAACCCUCAGCUGUGAAAAGGAUCAGGUUUUUUACAUCUGAAAGGUAGCUAAGAGGGUUCUCCUUCACUGCUAGCAAGCAGAGAUUUUGACAAUGGUGAGGAAUUGGAACAUAAUGUCUAUUAGAAGUCAUUUUAAAUGAUAAAACAAUUAAGCUUUAUUUAAAUCAACCCAGAAAACCCCUUUUUAAGGGUCCAUUCACGGGUCCGCACCCUUUCCGGAAUGGGUGCGGACCCAUUCAGUCUCAAUAGGCCCACAAAAGAUGCAGACAGAACAUGUUGUGCUGUCCCCAUCCGCACCUCCGUUCCGCUGUCCCGCAAAAAAGUAGAAUAUGUCCUAUUCUUGUUCGCAAACACGGACAAGAAAAGACAUUUCUGUUAUAGUGCGGUCUGUAAAUUGUGGAACGCACAUGGCCAGUG